Messenger RNA from Tuber aestivum (summer truffle), 5858 nucleotides. The record is from the annotation of a GenBank genome assembly. NCBI's taxonomy places the organism in Eukaryota, Fungi, Ascomycota, Pezizomycetes, Pezizales, Tuberaceae.
AUGUCGAAUCCGCAACCGUGGGCCAGAUCAUUUCGGCACGCACAGACGGGGCCUCAACCUUGGGGCAAUCAGCCCGGCCAAGAUGCGCAGAACAGUCUCGCUCGGUCAUCCCGACUGGACGUUCCCAAUGUUGUUCGGCCUCCUCCUCCUGCGCGACAGCCCCCCCCGGAUCCAUUCGUUCAGCAAUCACACCCCCGAGCUAUCACCGAGAAACCCCUACACAUCGACCUGACCGAUCCCAACACCCCACACUUCCAGCGCAGCCUCAUCAAUACCCCCAAGAUGGACGGCGUUUUUAAUAUACCCCCAGUUACACCCACUACCUCCGAAGCCCCUGUCGUUGUGGAGCCCGUAAAGCCUUACGAUGGCGCGCUGUGUUCUAGGUCUUCGGUACAGAAUUCGCGAACGAGAAGACGGCUUAAAUUCGCCCCUCAGGCAUGUCCUCCCGCCUCACCGCAGUUUAUCCAGCCCUCCAAGGUUUAUCAGGGGGCCAAGAACGCUUUGACUCCUCCCGCGCUGAGUCGGGGGAAUAGCAGCAGCAGACAAAAGCAGAUUCAGCCUCAAGCAUCGAAAUCGGAUUUUUCAAAACCCAACCCCCGUCGAGAUAACAAGCCGAAACCCUACCUCCUGGAAGCACCACCCGGAGCGCUGAUGUUUCCAAGCUCGAGUGAGUGAGAUUCCGUGCUGCAUGAGGGGGGGAGUUGGGAUGCUGAUAGCGGAUUCUAGGAUGCUCAGAUUUUUUUCCAUGGAGAGGAAACCACCCGGAAGAUCAUGUCACAGAUGCUCAGGCUAGAAACGGGCAGUACGACAAACUGUAUGCUGUGAAGGGAAAUGUCGGUUUGACCAGUUCGAGCUCCCACCGCUAUAUAGUACUUACGGCUUUGCAGAACGAGCAAGCGUCGGCGCGGUCCUCUCUGGUGCCGUCACUUAAGGGAAAAUCGGCGCUUCCGUCACUCUCCUCUCUAUUCCUAACAGUCUUAGAUAAGAGGCAAAAGUAUAACAGGCUUACCACUCCACCUACCUUCAAGCCACCUCCUCGCGUCACACUUCCCGAUAUGAGGCGUGAAGCAUGGCUGCGAGACCUGGCGAGUCCGUUGGUUCCACUACGUAGGCUGUCUAGGACAAUACCUCACGGGUUGAAAGGACCGAUACUCCUGGACCAAUGCGCUGCGAAAUCGAUACCAACAGCACGCGCAGUAUGGUUUGCUCGCUGUGUAGGCGCUAACGAAUUGAGGGGUCUGAAGCGUAAGGGGGUCGGCUCGUUUGCCGUCGGAAGUGAGACCAAAUGGCUCAAGGAGUGGACGAGCCAGGUAAUGCGAUUCCUGGAGAGGACGAUUUCAGAAUUCGGAUCCCCUUCGGAUCUGUGGAAACAAAAGAUGGUCUAUGCGUAGGUUUAUCGUCCCCGACAACCGGUGGAAGCGCACUUUCUUCGGCUCACAUCUUGCUUUUAGGGUUCGGCUUUCUGCCCAUUUGUUUGGGGAGAACUUGCUUGAUAGAACCUUGUUUCUGGAGUGGUAUCUUUCGUACCUGGAAACAUGUUCAUUGGAUAUGUUGCCAAUAGCCUAUCUGUUGUUAAGCAUUUAUUGGGAUGAACUACUAAAGACUAGGAGGUUGGGACGGCGACUUGCAGAAGCCCUGUUGGGGAGAGCCGAGACUGUAGGUUCCCUUGGGAUUUCGGGAUAAGUUAGGAUUUACCGCUGAAUGUUUUGUAUAGAUAUUGGCAGCGGAGGACAGAGAAACAUAUGCCCCGCUUAUGCAAAAAUUGUCGGUUUUAUUGACGGUAAGGCACCGUCUGAUGAAUCGUGCUUGGCGUCUCUACUCUCUUACACUCGUUUUUUCAACAGGAAAUUCUGUUUUCGCACAGGGAGUCCCUGAUUGUCUCGAACAGCUGGGAAUCAUACCAGUCUAUAUUGGAGGCCUGCGUUGACAGGAGGUGCUCAGUUGUGAGAUCGUGCUUGCAAAACAUAUCUCAGAGGAACAAGAACCUACUAUCUCCAAUGCAGGCGAGACAAAACGCCUCUGUCUCAUCUGGCCAGAGAAAACUAAUAAACAUGCUGGACUCAAUAGCAAUGCCCUACAACGUCGAUGAGAUAUGGGAGAAAUGCUGUUCGUUGGAGGUUGAGGAGGGCCAUCUAGUCCGUUGCCUUUGUCAGUGGGCCACCACCUCGCUUCGAGUUGGCAAACAUAGGAUAUAUAUUGUUGCGGGGCUCUUGGGGUGUGCUAGGCAGAGUGGCAUAAGUGUUCAGGACCAUUUGAUAGGCUUCUUGGAAGGGUUUGGAAGUAACGUCAAGGGAAGCAAGGAUGAUGUAUAUCUUCUUGUCUCGGAACUUGUUCGUUCCAGAGCCUUCUCUGUUGCUUUAUAUAUGAAAUGGCUUAUUUCGCGAGGUGUCCUGGCAGAGUGCACGAUUGCUCAGGUAUGCGUCUAGCCCCCUCCCCCCUUGAAACCGUGCCCCGUGAUUGACGUCUAUGUAGGAAAGCCCUUGCCAUAUCCGAUUGCUUGCUGAAGUUUCAGUGACAUCUGCACCAAACCAUAUCCGCAAUUUACGUAGCAUUCUGCUGUCGAAUCAUGGGUUCUCUGUCGAAGAGGAGGCGAGGUCAUUAGAAGUUUCUAAACAGAUCCUCUCCUCGAAAAUGCCCGGAAUUUUCUACGGCGAUCCCCGUGCCGGCGGAUCCGGGGAGAAAUUCACGCAUGAAGAGUUGGCAUACUUUGGCGGGCUAAAUCGGGCGGUCAUGUAUGAACUAGGGCUUUGGAUCAGGGAGAACGUCCGGAAGCAUGUUGUUAAGGGUGCACCGUAGGUUUUUAUCGGGUCCCUGGGCGUUUGUGAGUGGGCUGACGGUGGGAAUGGUUAGUGUUGGUCGGGAUAACUGGAGAGAUCUUUCGGUUGAAGUUGGUAUAACCGCUGUCAGAACUGAGGAGUUUGUCAUGAUGCGGCAGUUACUCGAGAUGUUUAAGGAUUUUCAGAUUUUGGCCGAGGUUUGUUUCUCUCCUUUUUCCUUUACGGUGCCAUGUGCGCUUAAUAGUGUGUUUAGGUUGUAAGAAUGGUUACCAGCUCUGACAGCUCGGCUACCCUUUCGUCUGCCGCUGAUACCGUGAGCUACAAUGUCGAAGUGUUUAGCUCCCUGGGUGCUAUUAAAGGUAACUUGCAGCUACUUUACGAUAGGGUGAGUGUUUUAAUGCCAAAACCGGAUAAAACUUCCAUAAUGUUACGACUUUAUUAACACACUCGGAUCAAACAGUACAGAAAGCUGCAGGUCCGCCGAACAUUGGAAAAGUACGUGCUAGUGUCAUUGGUCGACCUAGCUUCAUUUCCGGAAGCACAAGCAGACAUUCGUCGAGAACUAGAAACCGAGCUGGCAAACUACGACAAACGCUUUCCUCGGGCAUCGGUAGCAUAUUCCCCGGUAUCGGAGAAUAUGGGCGACAUGUUCGAGCAUGGCACAGCUGAUAGCAAUGAGGAAAUUGACCGACUUUUGCGGAAUGGGGCUACUAUCGACAAGCACAACCUAUCAAGGCUUUUCGAGACCAUAGUUUCAAGGAUGGAGACCUCGUUUGAUGACAGGGAGAGCGUGGGAGUAUUGUCUUCUUCCGCAGCGUACUUGAUUAAGCUAAGGCAGUUCGAUCCUCUGGUUUUUGAUGAGCUGAUGUGUGGGUGGGUGACGAGACUGUUGCAAUCUUCUAGCAGACCACCAUUGCUGCAAACUCUAUCUGUUCUUGUCGCUGGGUCCUGCUUGCAGCUUGAUGUGAUUGUUCAGGCGACAUUGUCAGUCCUGAGGCCCCAAGCUAAGGCAAGACCUAAUCCCCGGCAAUGUUGUACGUUUAUUGUCUAAUAAGAGAUAGAUUUCGAAUCCGGCUACUGGAGAGAUUGCCGCCCAGACACUGGAUAUCCUCGUCAAUGACGGUACGGAUGGCUUGAGUCUUUCACCAUUGGAACUGUAUAGCUUGAAACGGAAGCGGAAGCUCUUUGCGUUGAAGUUUGUAGACAAGUUUGUCCAGUUGAUACGUCAAUCUAUCCAGAUCUGCGCUGUGGCAUCCAAUCCGGAUACCAAGAACCGCGUAAGGGGGUUGAUUCUAUCGCCACCAGUUCUGGAGUUUCUCCGCGGCCUCGCAACAGCACAACCUGAUACCCUUAUUUCCGAUAUCGUGGAGCCCCUAUCUAAAACUGGAGAAACGUCGCUGCUACAAUGGCUUCGUGUACUAAUAGACCAUUUGUUGGACGAUCAGGAGAACGGCGGUUUGUACCCGCUCUCUUUACCCCUCGAGUUAGCGGUAGUGGUAGCUUAUAUCGGCCCAGAUAAUACAGACCUAGACCCUGAAGUUCAGGUAGCUCAUCUUAUUCAGUAUGCCAAUGAUUUCUCCAUCGGGUUAUGCCAAUUGAAGAUGCGGAUUAUAUUUGAUGCGGAGAACAAAAAUACUUCGACCUUCAGGUCAAGCGGUGAGUAUACCGGGGGUAGCGAAAACCCACUCAUGAAACCCUUCUUUCAGGGAAUCGCUUCCACGUUCAAGGACCGGGUUACCAUAUGGACCGACCUGGUCUCGGUGCUAAACCAGGAGUGUGCUUACCAGGUAUUCCACGCACAUGUUAAGUGGUUAUGUUUUCCGAUGCUAAAGUUACCGGUGCAGAUUCGCGGGUAUGCCGAGGAGUUGGUUCUAAAUUCUCCCACCUUCCCACCGGUUCGGUUAUGUCUAGGUCCGCUGGAACCAUCACUCGCAGAGGGCCGUGAGAGCGGGGAGACGCUCGCCCGAGCUUUGCUUUCCGUGAUUGAAGCCACUGCGUACAGCAUUCCCAAACAAGGCAUUGCCUCAAUCGCUACGCUGCUGGUGGACAAGCUAAAUAUGAUUAUCCAAUCCAUCACCCUGCAGGAAGACGAAUUGGAGAAGGCCGAACAUGCCGCUGUUCCCGAGGUGUUUUGGAAUGACUCCCUUACGGAGUCCAGGUGCUGGUAUGUUCUUCUCUCUCGCAAGAAAGGCCGACGGCUGAUUGUGAUUAACCGGGUAUUUCAAUAGGCUCCUGUUAUUCCUCCGUAUGAUUGUCUUACAUCGUGCGGCAUUUACCAGCUCGAAAUCUGGAGCUUCGGAUCAGGGCAGAUUGGUCGUUGGACUGUGCACCCUCCUUCAGGUAUUUACCCUCAAUCGCUACUGUCGUUACCAGGGCCUUUGCUGAUGGUGAUAUUCCCCAGCACGAAUUCAUUCAACAAGACGAAGACCUGUUCAAUUUCGUCUUCGAUGUAACCAGUAGCUUUAUCGACGGUACUUUACCCCCCUCUCUUUUUUUUUCUCUAUUUACAAUAACCUACUAAUACAUACUUGAUAGACCUAACAGAAGACACCCGCCUCCAAAUCCGCCGCUUUGCAAAAGCCAAAUGCCCAACAGCGCGAAUGACAUACUUGGUCGGCGGGGGAGAAGCCUCAGGCUCUAUCCUGAAAGCCACCCAGCGCGGGAAAUUGGUCGACUUCCCCGUCAAGCCGUGGGAACGCCUUGCUGAACCGUCACCCGUCAUUGGGGAGAACGACACGAGCAUUAGUCUUACCCUGUUUUGCACGAGGAAGAUUAGGUGUGCAAGAGGCGAUGGUGGUUGUUAGAAGCAAAAGAGGAGGAAGGAAAGGAGGGGAUUGUAUAUGUUGGCGGGGGUUAGGGGUUUUUCAUUUUUUUCUAUUUCCUGGUUUUUUUCUGUUUCUUAAAGAUUAUGAUGCUCUUUUAUGAUACUCCUUUUGGGUUUUUGGGCUUGUGUUGUAUUAUAGUUGGGCCUUUUUUUUCUUGCUCUCUGUGUUGGUUGGUGGGCAUAUUAGCGGGGGAUUGAUGGGCAUUAGUUAUCUUGUGGUAUCAUAUUGGAACCCCAAUACUCGGGGCUUAUGAUGG